Drosophila kikkawai is the source of this 3420-nucleotide messenger RNA. The record is from RefSeq and is a predicted model, not a curated record. NCBI's taxonomy places the organism in Eukaryota, Metazoa, Arthropoda, Insecta, Diptera, Drosophilidae.
UUUGAGACGUUGACGCGAUCGCCAGCACAGUCAGCUUGAAUCAGCUAAAUCGCGGCAGUUGGCCAGUCCAAUAUCGCAAAACCACAACUGGCUGAAGUACACUUAAACGGGUUAAUCCAAUACAUGACCGAAAAAGCGAACGCUCUUAAUUUUUUGUAUACUUUUUCGGUCGCCCUCUGCAAGUGAAUUCCGAUUUCGGUUUAUUUGGUGAUUUGCAUAAUAAUAAUAAUAAUCUGCAAGUUAAUAAACAAUGCAAAGAAGUGGGCAAAACUCAUAAAUAAAGUGCACCGCCUAAAGUGUAAUUAAAAUCCAUUGAGAUUUUUUUUUGAGCGCACAGCAAGGAGAAAACAAGUUUGUUGCCUAAGUUAUUUGUUUUGAAAUUUCAAAAAUUCCAAAAAACAUUUAAUAACAAGUAUUAAAAAAAAGAGAUAAAUCUCUGACUUGAAGUCGGGGGCCACGUCGACAAGAAGAGUUCCAUAAAAGACUUGGAUGGUGACAAGUGAGGAUAGCUAGAGGCAUCCAUAUAUUCAACAGAGAUGAUUUUGAGAACACAACUUUGGCUUGGCCUGCUUUUCCUGGGGCUGCUCCUCGCACCUAGUGUUUCUGGCGAGGACGAGGACUACGGCGGUGACAUGGGCGUGUCCAACAACGACGAGAUCUUUGACACUGCCCAGCUGGAAGCGGAGGUUGAAUCGGAGAUGCAGCAGCAGCGCAACAGCCUCGAGGAGGAUCACACGCAGCCCAUGGAACAGGAAAUGUCCACCAUGAGACCGGUGGCCCCGUACUCCGACGAAAAUACAGCUUCCGAAACGAUGGAAGAAGCUCCCGCGCAAAAACGCGUGGUAAAAGAGGAGGAACCUUCUAAGCCCUCCAAGGACUACUAUUACGAGGAUAAUCCCGAAGAGGAGACGGUGGCCAGCACCACAGCCAGGGUAGCCACCACAAUGAUUCCCGAAUAUGUGCGUCAGGCCAAGGCGGAGAGAUUCCCGCAGCGGGAUCAGGAACAUGAUGCCUCCGACUACGUCGUGGAGGAGGAGGCCACGAAAUCGGUGGAAGAACAACUUCCAGCCGAUGUCUCAUACCAAGUGGAGCAUCUGGAACCCGUUCCCCAGGCUCAAGUUCAACAGUUGCCCAGUAAAGACAAACCCAAUCCGUUCAAGUACUCCACGGAAGAUGAGUACUACGAUGACCAGACAGAGGUAAAGCCUCAGACAACAACUACUACCACUCAAGCGCCACUGCCCGUGCUGAGGGCUCGAUUUGGCAGCUUCCCGUGGGCCACCACACAGGGACCAAAUCUUCCAGCUGCCAGUACAACCUCCACCUCGACGACUACCACCUCGACCACGACAACGACCACCACAUCGAGCACAACGCCCAGUCCGAGGAAGCAGGCCAAGCACAUCCAUGUGUCCGGUGGAGUCAAGCCGGAACUUUUGCCCGCCGAUCAACUGCGGAACUACAUCAAGGAUGUGUACAUUCGCAUGCCCUUGGCCGUGAUUAUAGAUCCCUCCUCCGCAUCUUUGGAACAGGCGAAGCGACUCUACAUCGAUGCUUUGCAGGACAAAAAUAUUGACAUUAAGAUUGUCUUGGUUACACUUAACGGAGACGGAGCUCCCUCCGCCUUCAGCUUUAACAAUACCCGCGAGUUUAUCGCUGGCCUGAACAGCACCAAGGAGCACGAGGGCGGCAACUCAUUUGUGGGCGUGCUCCAUGCAGCCGAGCUGGUGCCCUACGAUAGUGCCGUGUUCAUAUCAACAGCUUCGAUUCCACCGCAUACGGAACUGGUCCAGGAUGCGGCCAUUACUCUGCUUAAGAAGAGGAUCAGGCUUUUCCUUCUCUGGUACGGUGAGCGUUCGGGCAGCGAGAACGAAACGGAGGACGCUGUGGGCGGAAUCCUGGGCGAGGUAGCCAUACGGUCAGGAGGCGAGAUCAUCCACAUUGUGAGCACCGAGCACGGGCAGCACAUAGCGGGCAAUACGCUCACACUGGUUGCGGACGCCUAUCAGGGCUCCCAGGAGCUGGAACUGCCGGUGGACACGACGCUCUCCAGCCUCCAUGUGCGCAUCGAUGCGAACAUGAGAAGGGCAUCGAUGGAGACGCCGAAUGAGAUAAAUUUGAAGAAAUUGGCCAAGUUUAGCGGAGUUAAUGUCACGGCUGUGUCGAAGCCCCACGAACUGGAUGCCUUCGUACCGCUCAAUAAGCUGCGACGAACUGCAAUCUUCAAGCUGAAGCUCCAACCGGAAUCCGGCGACGAAAAAUACAACGUUUUUGUGCGGGCCGAAAGAAAGGCUGAUGUUUUCUUGGGCGACAUCAUCAAGCGCAUCGAUAGCUACUACAAAAGCGGGCAGACAAAGGCGAAAUCGGCUCGCAUCCAAUUUCCCGACAAGGAGAAGGACACCGAGAAACUAGAGGAGGAUGUGGAUUCGCCGAAGAACGAGAUCGAAACCUUCUCGGACAAGGAAAUUCAAAGUGCUCCGAGUUUGAAUCAAACCCUACUAGCUGCUGCCACCACGGGGCAGCCGAGAAGCACCCUAAAUGCCAUGCUUCUGCAGCGGUGUGGCACCAAAAUUGAGCUGAGCACACAGUCCCAGCUCCUGGUCACCGCUGGCCAAAUGGCCACGCUUCUUUUUGAGGUCACCAAUAUGCGUUCGGAGGCGGUUUACUCCACCAUUCAGGUCACAGACGAGCGUCGCUUCCUGGUGCAACUGAAUCCUACAAGAUUAAAUCUGCGCGCUUUGGAGACGGGAACAGUGCGGCUGACUGUUUUGGUACCCUUGGGAACGGCACAGGGCACCGCUGAUAGGAUCACCUUUACCAAUUAUGGUCGAGAAACAGCCACCUUGGCGGUUAAUCUUAAGGUGGUCACCAGCAUCGAUGCUCAGGACACAACUGGUCCCACGUUAUCGUGGGAGUUUGGCAGUCGCUGUGAUUAUCUGACGCCCGAGUCCCUCAAUUGUGGCGAACGCUUUUGGACGCUGGACGUCACCGCCCAGGAUUGGCAAUCGGGAAUGCUGCGCUUGCAGGCCACACCACCAGAGGGACUCUUUUACCGAAACUACUACACUGCUGGGAGCUCGGAGCCACUGAAGGCCACCUACAUGGCCUCCUGUUGCGAACCCAAGGUAUCACUUGUCGCCUACGACGCAGCCGGUAAUCAGAGGAGCCUCACCAUCGAUGUACGGGACGUGUAUUUCAGCGAAGCCGCCAUCGCAGCCAUCUGUUUGGGGGUCAUCCUACUGCUGCUGUUGAUCGUGGCCAUUAUCUGGGGCAUCGUGUGCUGCUACAGGCGGCGGAAGGUGUCGCUGGAACUGCCCACUUAUAGAUCCCACUCCACCAGGAGCAUGGAGUAGAUACUUGUUUUGUUAUAAUUGUGCCACAAAAAAACGAAUCGAAGAAAUAUAAUGCCAACGAUGAUUA